Ylistrum balloti is the source of this 2470-nucleotide messenger RNA. Its product is annotated as protein mono-ADP-ribosyltransferase PARP14-like. Gene Ontology annotation, molecular function: NAD+ poly-ADP-ribosyltransferase activity; transcription corepressor activity. Lineage: Eukaryota; Metazoa; Mollusca; Bivalvia; Pectinida; Pectinidae. Gene Ontology annotation, cellular component: nucleus; cytoplasm. The transcript is spliced from 11 exons. The record is from RefSeq and is a predicted model, not a curated record. Gene Ontology annotation, biological process: negative regulation of gene expression. The coding region runs from base 1 to 2247 and encodes 748 amino acids.
AUGCGGAGGCGACCCAUUCAUCCGAAGGAGGAAGUUAUUUAUAUACCAAUGGGUAUACCUGUUGCCGAGUUAAUUACUGGUGAUGCCGAGAUGUCUAACAUUUCAACUUCCACAUCUGACAGUGAUGAUGAACUUAAUGAUAGUGACUUAAACUUUGGAUUUACUUCAGAUGAGGAGGGUCCCCCAGAUAGCACAACAGGGGAGACAACUGUCACACUCCUUGUGGACAGUGUGUUGAUAAGGGUUGUAAAGGGUAGCAUUGCAAAGGAACAGGUAGACGUGAUUGUGAAUAGUACAUCCUCUGACCUUGACCUCACCAAAGGGACUGCUUCCAAGGUUCUCCUUAAGGAGGCUGGCAAUAGCCUGCAGACAGACUGCCAACAGUACUAUCCUAAUGGUAUCGCUGUAGGAGAUUUGGCUGUAACAGGGGCGGGUAACCUACCGUGUGAUUAUGUCUACCACGGAUCACUUGUCAAAUGGGACAGUAAAGAUGCAGCUAAGAUACAUACAGACUUUGUGACAAAAUGUCUUCAGACAGCUAGUGACAAUGGUUUGACAUCUAUUGCUCUGCCUGGUCUGACGACUGGCUUCUUGGCCUUCCCCAAAGACAUUGCAGCCAAGAAUGCAUGUGACUGUAUCAACAAAUUCCUCAAAUCACACCAGGACACAUCUCUCAAAGACAUUCGAAUUGUCAUCUACGAAACGGACAGGGCAACUUUGAAGGCUUUCAGCAAUGAAGUGAAGGCAUGGAAAGACAGAAUAGAUAAUAUUGUACCAGUGCGAGAUAUCUGUAGUUCUACUGUCGGAAACAUGACUGUCCGCUUGGUGGUAGAUAAAAUGGAGGACCAAAAGGUUGACGUGAUAGUAAACAGCGCCAAUAAAGAAUUGAAACUGGAUAAAGGAACCUUGUCUAACACCCUAAACAAGAUGGCUGGCCCGGCCCUCCAGCAAUCCUGUUCCACCCUUUAUCCUAAUGGAAUAGGACCCAAGGAAGUGGCAUUCACUGAUGCAGGCAACCUCUCCUGCAAAAAGAUCUACCAUGUUUGUGUGUGUGAUUUUGACCGUAUCAAUGAGGAUGCAUCAUUACGGGUGAUAGUAGAUUUGGUGUGUAAGUGUUUACAGGAGAUGGACACUAAAGGAUUGACCUCCAUAGCUUUUCCGGCUCUGGGAACACGAUUUCGAAAGUAUCCUGCUAAGCUAUCAGCGAAGGCGAUGUUUGAAGGUUUUGAAGAGUUUUGGAGCAGUCGGAACUCUUCCUCUGUGUCAGAUGUCAGAAUUGUUAUCUAUGGCAAUGAUCAACACACCAUAGGGAAAGCAUUUGAGAAGCAGGCUACUGGUGCUACAACUCAUGUGCCCCGACCUCAGGUAUCUGAACAUGCUAGAGGCACCAGGACCUUCUGCCUUGAUAUGUACGAACAAAGUUUACGGCCCCCCAGCUAUUGGAGUCACUUUACUUCAUCAAAACCUGUGAAGAAAUGGAAAUUGUCUCCUCCAGAUGGGGAACUCCAUUGUCUUGUACCGGUUUCUCAGGAGGAAUGGAAAGCAGUGGUAGAUCUUGUAGAGCACACGUGGGAGGCAAACAAGAUUGGGCAUGGACGGGAUGCUGUAGGGCUCUACGGGUUCACCUCACUGAAGGUUACUAAUGUUCAAAGGCUGGAGAACAUUGAUCUGUUUGAGAAGUAUGGAAAUGCUAGGGCUACACUCUUCCAUAAAGCUGGGACUGUAGGAGUGUUUGAUCAUGCAGAAGAUAUAUCAGGGUCAAAGGGUGCCAUUAAAACGGCUAACCUGACUGACCCAACAUUAAAACGGGACACAUUUCCAGAAGUUAAUGAGUUUUAUUUCUUCCAUGGUACCAAACCUGACAUCCUAGAAUCCAUAAUGAAACAGGGACUGGACUUUCGAAUGUCUGGAGAGAAAGCCAUGUUUGGUCAAGGAAUGUAUCUGGCAGAGAGUUCCACAAAGGCCGACCAAUAUGCUGAUGCUAAAGGUAACAGAAACCAGGAUGAGAAGACCAUGUUGUUAACAAGAGUUUGUCUGGGCCGAAUAUGUCUGUUGUCUCAGACUGCAAACACUCUGAAGAGGCCACCAUGUUUUAUAGUAAACUGCAACAGUGAUACCUGCAGCCAUAGUGACCUGGAACGCUGUGACAGUGUGCUGGGGGAUGGCACCUGGCUGUUUCGGGAAUUUGUAUUGUACAGCCAGCAUCAGAGCUACCCAGAAUAUGUCAUAACAUAUACCAGGAUAUAGGGUAGACAAUACAGCCAGUGUUGUAUCUACCUAGAAUAUAUCAUAACAUACACUUAGAAAAUACUGCCAGUGUUGUACCUACCUAGAAUAUAUCAUAGCAUACACCUGGGAAUAGAAAACACAGCCAGUGUUGUACCUACCUAGAAUAUGUCAUAGCAUACACUUUGACAAUACAGCCAGUGUCGUACCUACCUAGAAUAUAUCAUAACAUACACUUAGACAA